CAUUGCACUACCGCUGUCUAACUCUUGUCAUACAUUUAUUGAAGGGAAAUGACAAAAGAUAUGUGAACCAAGCACUCCACAAGGACAUACUCCCUCAUAUUUGCCCCACCAGGCCGGGCGCAUGUGGUCCCCUCGAGUCCCUGUCCUCCCUUAACCUCUAGAGUCCUCAUGCCUCGCACCCACCGGCAAUCCCGGAGUUCCUCGCGACUAUGUCAUCUCCCUCGUACCGACAAUCUGUCGAUAGAUAUAGCUCCCCGACCUCAGCGACUUCACAACAUGGUCAGUUUCCGUUUCCGAGCCCAGACUGGACCGCUGGGCGGCAAGGGUCGACAUCAAGCCUUCGACGGGGUUCCGUUGCCAGCUCCAUCGGCUCGAUUGGAGGCUCCUUGGACACCAUCGGUCAGCCGAAGGGCAAUGCGAUGACGGAAAUUGGACAGAAUGCAAUAUCAACGCUCCUCCAGCCACCUAUGCUUCGAACCGGACUCAACCCACACAUAACACCAUCCACCUCACAUCGCCCUCCUACCACCCGAGAUAUUCCUCCCGUCACAUUGGCCAAUAUCCCUCGUGUGGAUAACUCCGUGUUCAAAACAUAUUUAGCGCAAAUCGCGCCUUUGGUCGAGUCAUUCCAGAGGGCCAGGUUAGGGUCGGAAAAAGAUCCGGGUCGCAAACACAAAGGAUCAUCACAAGAAGAGCGCGUUGUGGAUACGCUUGAGCGGAAACUGAGUCGAGAUAGCCUAGGAGCCGAACUUCCCCGACGAGCCAGUUCAACCAGCGUUCUCUCCCCUGUUGAACCAUCGGAAGGAAGACGGCGCUCCGGUGCCGGUUCGUCGAGGAGAGCGGCCGCGACCGUAGCGCCUCUCUCAACUAUCCCGAGUGUAUACUUCGAUGGCAACUUUCAGCUGGAAAACCCGCGUACAUUUGACGUAGUCAGCGAACGCUCCGAAGUAGUGCGAUCCCCCUAUCCAUCCAAAGAUGACGGGCAAGGCGCGAACGGACAUCCGAAUGGCGCCCCAGCACCUCCACGGAAGGCGCUUGCUACCAAUGCGAUUCUACAAGAGAAAUUGUCGUGGUACAUGGACACCGUGGAAAUCCAUCUAAUUUCUUCAAUUUCCACAGCUUCCGCGUCAUUCUUUGCGGCACUUGGUUCCCUUAAAGACCUGCAGUCGGAGGCUUCGGAUUCGGUAACCAAGAUCAAGAAGCUGCGGGAAGAUCUCGCCAAACUCGACCAAGACAUGGCUCAAGGGGGUCUCGAGAUUCUUUCCUUGCAACGACGGCGCGAGAAUUUGCGGAAGCUUGGGCAGUCGAUGAUUCAACUGCGAUGCAUCAUGGAUGGCGCCACCCAUUGCGAAGAACUGGUUGACAGUGGCGAGUUAGAGCUUGCAAUCGACCGUCUCGACAUCCUCGAACGAUAUGUGGCAGGGAAACUGCCCAGCGUUCAGGGCGAGGAUUUGUCGUGGUUAACGUCCAAUCCUGCGCAGCAUAUCUAUGACCUAAGAAGUCUCAAAGCAUUAGAAGGGUUCACGAAUGGGGUGAAUCUGCUUCGGGACAGAGUUGGGAAAGGAUUCGAAGCCAGAUUCCUGGAGACUUUGCUUGCCGAUCUACGGCAGCACGUCUUUACGGUGCCGAAUAAAGAAACGUUACGAGGGUGGGCUUUCGCGUCUCAGCGUUCAAGAGGCGGCCACGGGCGCUCGCAGUCAGGAUUUCCUGCCUACAUGAAGACGGACGAUAAGUUUAGAGAAGAUCUACAGUCGAUUUUGCAUGGUCUCAACCGCUCACGACACACCGGACCAGCUGCGAUUGCAUUUCGAGAGGCAGUGAUGCGGGAAAUGAAGAGCUUAAUCCGCCAACAUCUGCCCAGCUCGUCCGAUGACGAUGCCGAGUCAUUGGCAUCGGCAUCGACGCGGAACAGCCGAGCUUUGAGUCAACAAGAGAAGUCGGUGAUACUUGCUCGUAAUCUGCGCGCCUUAGAUCCCGAAUCCGCCGAGGACCUACUGGUGAAGACAUACACUGCAGUGGGAGAGGUCCUUCGGCGGCUGGGCGUCCAGGUGAAGGUUCUCCUCGAUGUGACGACCGGAAUGUUCGUCCCUCCUCCCAAGUCGGAUGUCUCGUCCCCGCCGCGAAGCCCGAGCAUUCCCAGCAUCGAGAAGACGAUCGUCCCCGGCCGACAUAGGGCGGACUCCAGUUCCGUACAAGAGGAAAUCUCACAGAGCUUGGACAUGUCCAGCCUUUUAGGGCAAGCUGUCGACGUCGCUUUAACGCACGUUACCAAAGUCCUAAAGGCACGCUCGGAGCAGACAGUCCGCCUUCCCAUGGAGUUUUUCCUGCGAUAUUUCACGUUGAAUCGGUUAUUCACCGACGAAUGCGAAGCAGUCUCGGGCCGAUCCGGCGCAUCGCUCAAGUCCGUGGUCAAUAUGCAGAUCAAAGAAUUUGUGACUUUGUUCGGGGAAUCGGAAAGGCAAAAGCUGCAACAAGUGCUCGAUGCGGAUCGGUGGGACGCCAAAGAUGUUGGCGAGGCCGAAUCGGCGGCUCUCUCGCGGAUUUUGGAAAGCAUGACAUCGGACCCGCCUACAUGGACGAAGAUCGCCGACCUGUGGGCAGAUCCAGAGUCAAAAGAAGACGACGAACAGGGCGCCGAGGGAGAGACAAAUGGCGUUAAAGAGACAGAAAAGGCCAGAAGUGCAGUCAUUGACGAAGACAAGUACAUAUUGGUCGCGUCCACCAUUCAUCUCCUACGCACGGUCGAACGGUUCUGCAUUAUUCUCACGAUUAUCCCUCCAAUGAGCAACGAGAUAUCGACCUCGCUCCUCGACUAUCUAAAACUUUUCAACUCCCGGUCUUGCCAGCUCAUCCUCGGUGCCGGCGCAAUUGGCACGGCUGGGUUGAAAAAUAUCCUAACGAAACAUCUCGCUCUUGCAUCUCAGUCCUUGAGCUUCGUCAUCGCCUUGGUUCCUUACCUUCGAGAGUUUAUUCGUCGGAGACCCUCCACAUCACCUGGGACUCUGGCAGAAUUUGACAAGGUGAAACGCCUGGUUCAGGAUCACCAAUCGAGCAUAGACGAGAAGUUCGUUGAUAUCAUGGCCUUGCGCUGCUCGUCCCACAUAUCAGCAAUGAAAAAGCUGGAUUUCGAUGCAGAGAAGGAAACACAGCGGAACGUUAGUCCAUAUAUGGAGACACUGACGAAGGAGACCAGCACGCUCCAGAGAGUGCUCGCUAGGCACCUACCAGAUGGAAACGUGAAGAUGAUCAUGCUCCCCGUCUUCACCAACUACAAAGAGCAAUGGGGCAAGGCGUUCGCAGAUGCCACGGUAACCACAGCACCAGGGAAAGCAAGACUUCUACGCGACGCCGAGUUGUUCGAUACGAGGCUGAGCAAGAUCGAUGGAUCUGGUGAUAUCGGCGCCUACGUCAAGGACAUCGUGCACAAAAAGAAAGUCCAAGAGAAACCAGCGCCCGCCCCAACGGCUGAAGGUGACGAUGACGCGGAGACGCCGAAGGACGUAGCCCCAGAGCCGGAAGAGAAGCAGUCGGACUCGUGAAUUAGCGUUGGUCUUCGUUCGGGCGUUUCCUUUUUCCAACCGGACGACAACUUGAGUUGGAUCGUCGUUGCAUUGGGCGGAGUUCAUGUGUUGAGGAUCCAUUUAGCGUGCGAUGAGAUCGUUUAACUAUAUGUACAAACUUCUAACAGAUGUUUUACAGCCGCGCUUGGCGGAGGCACGGGUGGAUUGGCCUGCUGUGCUGACUAUCAGCAUCAAACACGACAAUACAAGUCCAUUCUGC
Molecule: messenger RNA, 3780 nt
Organism: Eremomyces bilateralis CBS 781.70
Lineage: Eukaryota; Fungi; Ascomycota; Dothideomycetes; Eremomycetales; Eremomycetaceae
Product: Vps54-domain-containing protein
Exons: 3
Coding region: 210-3539 (1109 amino acids)
Biological process (GO): Golgi to vacuole transport; retrograde transport, endosome to Golgi
Cellular component (GO): GARP complex
Molecular function (GO): syntaxin binding
Source: RefSeq, a predicted model, not a curated record